CGCUGCCCGCGAGAUCGGCGUUGUAUCGUAAACGGGACGAAGGGAAAUGUCAGAAGCUAUCCCGGGGAUUCUGCGGAAGAAUCGGCCGUUUGAUCCCCCGAAGAUCAAGCGCAAACGUAGAUGUCGCAGUCGAGUCUCGGCGAGACCGGAAAGUAUUCUUCCACAGGCCGGUGCACCUACGCUUGGCGGAUUAUUAGCCUCGUGGCUUUCUAAAUUUCCUUGUCAUCAGCUAAACAUGUCCGACGUCGAAGGCGAUGACGAGUUUCAAGAUGCUCAGGAAUCACUACCGCAGCUCGCGUCCAUGGACUUGGAUACCGCGAUAAUGGAGUCGAAAAAGGCGAUUCACUGCUUCUUCAACAACGACUUCGACGAGGCGAAAAAAAUCUUGGAGCCAUGGGCGGACAGCAGCAUGUACCAUUCUCUCGGGGCUUGCAUAUUCACGUUCCUGGAGGCGAUUCUUACGUUCGAACAAAGACACAUCGAGAAGGCGUCGGAGAUGCUGAAGCAGUGCAUGAGCGUGUGCUCGAAACACCGAAAGCACAACACCAUUACGCAGAACAUCGGAAAAAUAGUCAAGAAGAUUAACUACGACGCUUACACGAACGAGGAGGUGCAUGCGGAGCUCUGUUACGCCGAGUCGCUCCUCUUAAAAUCGAUGCUCACGUUUGUGGAGGACGAGACUCUGGUCAGCUUUGUCAAGGCAGGACUGAAAAUUCGUACCUGUUUUCUGUCGUACAAGGAGUGUAUGACGAUUUUGAAAAACCGAAAGUGGGGAAGCGAUAUUCACAAAGUGCAUUUCGAAAGCGGCGUUCGAAUGGGCAUCGGCACGUUCAAUUUGAUGAUCUCGUUGCUACCGGCACGUGUUAUUAAAUUAUUAGAAUUUAUUGGAUUCUCCGGCGAUAAGGAAUACGGUCUAACGGAAUUGAAAAUGGGCUACAACGAGAGGAAAGGCUUGCGACAAGUCAUGUGCGUGAUGACUCUGCUGUCUUACAAUUUAAUAGUCACCUUCGUACUGAGCCACACGGACGGCGAUCUGGACUGGUGCGAACAGGUGCUGGCGCAGGAGCUGAGCAUCUAUCCGAACGGUGUGUGGUUCCUGUUCUUCAAGGGAAGGCUAGAACUCACGCGGGGCAAUUUCGAAGAGUGCGUAGACUGGUACAUAAAGUCGUGGAAAAGUCAGAACGUUUGGCCACAGUUCCAUCAUCUCUGCUAUUGGGAACUGAUGUGGGCGCACUGCUCGAUGCAGCAGUGGGGCAAGGCGGUCACGUACGCGGCGAUGCUGGCGAACGAAUCCCACUGGUCGCGUACCAUCUACUUGUACCAGAAGGCCGCGAUCCUGCUCAUGCAGAAACCGUCGCGCUGCAGUGAGGAGAAACUGCAGAUCGACAGCCUGAUGAUGCAGGCGCCGACUUAUAAGCAGCGCAUCGCCGGCAAGUCGCUGCCGAUGGAGAAGUUUGUGAUCAAGAAGACGGAGCGUUAUUUUGCACAAAAGGACCUAGUCGUGCCCGUGUUUGAGCUUAUGUACGUGUGGAAUCUCUUCAGGAUAAUAGGCAAGCGGCCGGAUCUGAUAUUGAAUAUAUUCAAGAGGAUAGAAGAAGCGGAAAGGGAACUUAAAGCAGUUCCGAAAAGUGAAUAUUACGCGGACAACGAAGCACUCCUGUUGUUACUGAAGGGCGCCUGUCUACGACAAAUGCGGCAUCCUUUAUUGGCGGAGGAGUGUCUGCGAGGCGUUUUGCAACUGGAAAAGUCUGUCAAGGAGGACACGUACUUAUUUCCCUAUGCUACCGUGGAAUUAGCGUUAUUGGCACAAGAUCAGGGAGAGACUCAGCUGGCCAUAGGCUUCUUGGAAGACGCAAAGAAAAACUAUACGGGCUAUUUACUGGAAUCUAGAUUGCACUUCAGAAUACACUCGGAUUUGAUGAUGUUGACCGGUAAGAAGACUAACAAUCACACGAUGAAGAAACACCAGAACGAUCACCGGCUGGAAACGGCUAUUGCUGCCAAUAAUAGCGUCAUUAUCGCGGGUCCAAGUGCCGACGAGAUUAAGACAUAGAAGCGUUGCAAAGCAUAUCGGAGAUCUACUUAUCCUUAUACAGGUUCUUUUGUACCUUCCUAAGCAUACGUGUGACAAGGACUCUCUUUGCGAAAACGAACCGGGCGAUCGUUUUAUAACUUCUCUCUAAUAUCGAAUGGCCUUUUGCGCGUAACUUUCGUCUGGCCUCGUUCUUCGUAGAGUCUGAGGGUUCUACCAGAUCUCUUUCGAAGAUUGGGCACAUUUUCUAGAGCGCUUGAUAUUAUAAUUACAUAAAUUAUUUUUGUUCCACGGGGAGAACGGCGAGAUAGUGUAUAAAAAUGAUAUUUUGUAGUAAUUAUAAUGUUAAUAUAUAAAUUAUAUCUUGCGCGGGAGAAAUAAAAAUAUAAUAUAAGGCUCUUAUGGGAUCUUUUACAAGGAUCGGGCAUAUAUUUUGUAGCGACUAAUUAUCUAAUAUACACUUAAUGAUUAUCUACAUAAAUUAUUUCCUUUAUGGGGAGAUCGGCGAAGUUCCAAUGUGAUCUGUGAUUGCUCUGUUAUAAUUAACGAAAAAGUAUUAUAUAUAAUCCUGUUACGAGGCUGUAAAUACACGAACGCGGUCGGGGAUUUUGUGAACGUGAUAAUAAAGUGAAUUCAGAGUGAUGUUA
This is a messenger RNA of Vollenhovia emeryi, 2679 nucleotides long. RefSeq names its product tetratricopeptide repeat protein 39B-like. Gene Ontology annotation, molecular function: protein binding. NCBI's taxonomy places the organism in Eukaryota, Metazoa, Arthropoda, Insecta, Hymenoptera, Formicidae. The record is from RefSeq and is a predicted model, not a curated record. The coding region runs from base 47 to 2053 and encodes 668 amino acids. The transcript has 12 exons.